Messenger RNA from Didymodactylos carnosus, 861 nucleotides. Lineage: Eukaryota; Metazoa; Rotifera; Eurotatoria; Philodinida; Philodinidae. The record is from the annotation of a GenBank genome assembly.
UGGCAUAAGGGUUUACUAGUAAAGUUAAAAGCAAAAGGAUUACCACCAUCCUUAGUGAAUUGGUUUGAAAGCUAUCUCUCAAAUAGAGAAAUUGUGACCACGGUAGACGGUAUUACAUCGUCAGCAAAAAUCGUUGAUAGAGGAGUGCCCCAAGGCUCGGUCUUGGGACCGUUACUGUUUUUGAUUUUUAUUGAUGAUCUUGGUGAUAAUGUUAGUGCAACAAUGCGAUUGUUUGCUGACGAUGCCUCACUCUACCGCGUUACAGAGAAUAACGAUAUUAGAAAAGUUAUAGACCAAGUAAAUAAAGAUUUACUCUUAAUUUACGAAUGGUCUAUAACUUGGAAAUUGCACUUAAAUAUUGAUAAAUGUAAAGCUACGAUUUUUUCUACUCGUGAACGCGAUACUCUCGCUUCGCUACCACCCGUCUUGAUCAAUAAGUUGUCCAUCUCUUAUGUUGCUGAACAAAAACAGUUAGGCUUAAUUUUAAGGUCAAAUCUAGACUGGACAGCGCACGUAGAUUAUGUUUUAAAUAAAGGAAGUCGUUUAACUGGUCUUCUAAAGCUUCAUACACGUGCGUUAUCUAGACAGGCAUUAGACAAGCUAGUGUACAAGUCAUUUGUUUUAAACUUGUUCACUUACGCGUCAGCGGUAUAUGGAAAUACAUCUGACAGAAAUCUUGAUCGACUUGAGUCAGCACAAUACAAAGCUGCAAGAGCGGUGUCAGGCGCUAUGAUGCACAGUUCUAAGGAGCGAGUGUUUAGAGAUUUAGGAUGGGAGCCGUUGCGAGUUGUUUUUAAGCGACACAGCGAAGCUGUCCGCAGCACACAGUGGGCAUUUUUUGCCAGAGCAGGCGGACUUUAG